AUGUCUCAAGUAAUUUUGUUCUUGCUCAUCGAACUAACCAAGAGGCUAAAGCAACUCAUGUCCCCUUCUGGUACCGGGAAACAACCUCUUAAGCGAAAAGCCGAAGAUGUUUCGUUCGAUUUUGACACAGAUGAACCGGCCGCCAAGAGGGAAGCUUAUGCACGAACUCGAUUGCCAACUUUGCUGAAUGUCGAAGGAGCCGGUCAAUGUAUAGCUGUUUUAACAAGCGGUGGAGAUGCACAAGGUAUGAAAAAGUUAAAUUUUGUCUACGAAUAUCUUUGUUGUCUCAUUUUCGAGCUCAGACGAUAAAUUUUGCUCCACCUGAAAAAUAUCUACUUUUGUUGAUAUUACAUAAAAUUUGUAUGCAAGGGAGUGUUUACAUUCUUCCAGAUUGUGCGAUGUUUUAAUUACUGGAAAGCUUUUCUUAGGAUUUUCAUAAUUUUUUGUUGUGAUUUUUCGUAGAUUUAAUGUUUGUCAUUGAGGAGUACAUUUUUAUUUUGCAAACGAUCUGUGCCGCCGGUACAAAUUAUGUUAUUGCUUGGUCAGUCACAUCAAUUCAAGCUGAGCUGUUCGAAAUUUUUUUACAACCGAUGGAAAAUUUUAUUUCAUCGGAGCAGCUGGUGUCAGUUAUUCAAUAAAUUUAUUGUUAAAACCUUUAUUUUCCUGUAAUGGAAUCCAUUUUAUUUGCGUUUCUCGAAACAGUACUUAUGAGUUGCAAUUAAGUACAUGAAAUCUACCAAAUUAAAUUUGACACCGAUCAAAACAACAUACUGAAUUGCAUAAAUUAGUAAGAGUGCCAAAUAUUUGGUUUGCCUAGACACGAGCAAGAAGAAUGAGAUCUAGUGCAUGAAAUUUUGAAUUAUGAAAGCAAACUUCUGAGGAGUAAUAUUCUGAAACAAAAAACUUUCCUUUUUUUUUUAAUUUUUUUUUUGUACAAAGUCACUGUGGACAAAUCAAACCACAAUGCAUCUGUCUUCCAAUAGAUCAUGUGUAGGAAUCAAUCAAGUGUGUGUAUUACUCAGUAUAUCUUAGUUCUUUGUGUAAAAUAAUUUUAAUGGAUGUAUGACUUAUACGAUAUACAUACAAUAGAUUACUAUCCUUACAUUAUUUUUUAAGGGAUGAAUGCAGCCAUCAGAGCUGUGGUUAGGAUGGGUAUCUAUGCAGGAGCCAGGGUCUUUACUGUGUGGGAGGUAGGUUUUAUUUCCUGAGUUGAUUUGGUAGGUCUUCAAAAAAAAAAAGGAAAACAAAAAUGCACAGAUGUAUGCGUGUGCAAGGUGUUAAUUUAGUACCUUGUACCCCAAACUCAAAGCAGAGAGGUCCUCAGUGCUUUUAAACCUAGCUAGUUCAGUGUGCUGUGAUUUUAGGCAAGAUACACUUUUUCUCCAUACCCAGUGAUAUAAAGGAGUAUUAGUAACAGUUCUGCUCAAAUAUAUAUAUAUAUAUAUAUAUAUAUAUAUAGGUAACCCUAAAAAUGCAUAUAAAAUGCAAUUAAUUUGCAUGUGAGUGCUGAUAAAUAAAAAUAUGCAUGUUGUAAUUUCUCACAUACCCACUUAAGCUUGACUCAUCGGCCUUAUUAGUUCAUAUGAGCUAGGUCUUUUUCUGUUGUUGACUGAUGUCACUUUUUGAGACCCAAAAGUUCUUUAUUUUACAUAACAAUGUCGCACAAAGGAUUAACUUACAGCACUGAAUAACAAAGAUGCAUAAGUGGCACAUGUCUUUUGCCCUUGCAUGCAUGAAUAUCAUAUAUGCAUGUCUGACAAACUGUAUCUGCGCUUAUAAAAUGCGUUUAAACAGUUAACACAUAUCUGAGUGGUACUGUAGCUGUUAGGAAAACCUGAUGAAAUGCCAGUAGAGGUGAGGAGGGGAAGGAUUUGGACAUGUUACUUACAAAUCAUCAGUAUCCCACUUGGGGAGUGUGGUAAUACACUAAGUUACCCACUAUGAAAGUAUAGUUUUAAUCAUCUCAUUUUCAUAAUAUGCAUACCAUUAUGAUUUUGUUGUCCAAGGGUUAUCAGGGAUUGGUGGAUGGUGGUGAUAACAUCAGAGAAGUCAGAUGGGAGGAAGUGUCUGGUAUCAUUCAACUGGUAGGUACAUGUAUUCCGCACUACCUUGUAGGUACAAACAUCAUUGCGAUCAACAAAUUUGAAUGGUAAGUGAGAAAAUCUGUAUGGUACAUUACGUUUUGACUUUAUGGCCUACAUUUUGUGCAUAAUUUUUGUAAUAUUAGCUCUCUCAGGUGGAUUAUUUUGCCAAACAAAAAUGGUUUGUAACCUCAUCUCUCUGAGAGCCCAGUUUAAGUGGUAACUAGUUUGGAUAGUGAGUCUGGUGUUGCUUUGCAAUAUACUUUAUUUUGUGCAAGGAAAUGAGCCAUAAGGAGUUUGAAACUUUGAAUUAUAAUUAAUUGAUCCUGGUAUGUAUUGCAUACAAGUAAUAAUGUUUGCUUUCCUUCUGCGUCUACCUUAUCAAAACUCUUUAUACCGAUUAGAAAGAUUGAUAAAGUUAUCGUAGUAACAAGUAAUUUCCACUGUUGAUAGUUAUUAAUUAUUUUAUAUUCAUUUACUUUUAGGGAGGAACAGUCAUUGGAAGUGCAAGAUGUAAAGAUUUUAGAUCGCGUGAAGGUCGUUUAACAGCUGCUAAGAACAUGGUGACCUUAGGCAUAACAAAUUUAGUAAGUAUGCUAACUGUUUGGUGUGAUUAUGAAACAAUUCAGCUUGUUUAUUCAGCUAUGAUAUUAAUGAAUUUGCUUCUUUAAAUGAAAAAAAAAUUAAUAAAAUCUUUUAGUCAGGUAGGCAUUCAGUCUGACAUUAAAUUCUGACCCAAGUCAGUCAGGCAGUCAGCCAGUCUGUCAGUCAUUGCAUCAGUCACUUAGUCAGUUAGUUAGUCAUUUGGUUAUUUAUACAGUCAGUCAGUUGCUCGGUCAAUCUGCACAUCAGUCAUUCAGUUAGUCAAUCAUGAUCAGUCAAUUAGUCAGUCAUUCAGUUAUUUGUAUGACCAGUUAGUCAUUUUCAUCAGGCAAGCAGUCAGUCAGUCGAUCAGUCAGCCAGUCAAUUAUUCAGUUAAUUGCUAAGGCAGUCAGUAGGUCAGUCAGACAGUAGGUCAGUCAGACAGUAAGUCAGUCAGACAGUAAGUCAGUCCAUCAGUCAUUCAGUCAGUCGGUCAAUCAGUCAAACUGUUAUGCGCAUGUAGUUUUUUAGACCUUAAGGCAGUCAAGUAUACAGUCAUUCAUUAAGGUGCAAUUUGGUAUUCAUUCUCUCACACAUGCAUUACUUUCUGUGAAACUUAAAGGAGUAAUUUAUUAUUAAUACACUGAGAAAAUUCCAUUUCAUUUUGUUGCAGGUUGUUAUUGGAGGUGAUGGUAGUUUGACAGGGGCCAAUCUGUUCAGACAGGAAUGGAAAGAGCUUUUAGAAAAACUUUUAGAAACUGGUGAGUUUUUGUUCGCUUAUCAAGCAAAAGAUUGAGCUUGGUGGUUAAAUGUUUCCUAUUGUCCUAUAUGUAAAUAAAAGUUUAUUUCGUGUAUUUUUUGUGUAUUUGUCUACCUUUCCAACUUUGUUUGUUUUAAACGGCUGUGAAUAUAUGAAAGUCAUAUAUUUGAACUGCGGAUAAAGACAAGAAUAUGAAAGAAAUCUUUGCAGUAAUGAGCCUGGAAAAAAAAAAAAAUCCCGUAUAGGCCUGAAUUUUUUUUUUGGGCCUUCUUUCCACUACUGCUUACUUAGUUCUCAUUACUGGGAAGGUCACUUUCAUAUUCACUUUUGUUUGUUUUGUUAGCUUAUCUUUUGGCUUUCAUAAUAGGAUGUUACUAAAACAAAGAUUGCAUAAUGAGUAGUAGGGAAUUUUUGUCUUGGACUGAAACUGCAGCUGCAGUAAUUUGCAUAACGGUUCAUAAUGAAAGAUGACAACAUGGGAAAAGGAUCUGAAAAUCAAGUUUUGAGCAAAUGUUCUUUAAACUCAAGGUCAUUACAGCAAACAGCAUGGACGAUGAAUGAAGUUUAUAUCAUAGGCUUUUGGACUUGAUUUUUGACUUCAAAAAUUGAGAUUUAUGCUGAUUUAUAUUGCAGGUGUGAAAGAAGUCAAGUUUUUGUAUCAUUUCAUAUUCCUGGUUUUUGUAACAACCUUCUUAAUAUUUGUCUGUAAGCCAGUCAGUUUAUCAGAGAUUGUGUGCCUGCUUGCCAGUAUGUACAUCUUUGUCUGUCUGCCUGGGUUUCUAUCAAAAUGAUUUGGUUUUAUCAACUGAGUUGAUGAAUAUAAAUUGGCCACCGUAAAGAGUUUAUAACCUGGCAUUUUGAGUAUUAACCUUUGCCUAACUUUUGCUCUGACAAAGGGCAAAUGCUUAAAACGUCAGCUUACACUAGGAAGAACCUCUUUAUGGUGACCAAUUUACAUUUAUCAACUCAGCUGAUAAUACCAAAUUACCCAGUUAUACUAUACCCACUAAUGCAGCACCACAUCUUCUUUAAAAAAAUAUCCAUUUUAUGGAUAUCUACCAGUUGGUCUUUCAGUUGGUUUUGCCAUUUAUUUUAUUAGAUGAUUUAUUUAUUUAUUAAUAUGUAAGUAUUGCUUUAUCUUCUUAUUUAAUUAUCAUUAUUAGUAAAUCAAUAAUUGUAUUUCCAGGUGCUGUGACUGAAAAAAUGGCACAAGAAAAUAAUCACCUUAAUAUAGUGGGGAUGGUAAGUCAUGUUUUCCUCAGAAUAUGCUGUUCAAUAAUUAUAUAUGAACUGAGUUUUCAUGUAGAUUGAAACUUCCAAAGCAUAUAGUUACUUUUCAGUCAUUACUCCAUGCAGGGGUGUUAAUUAAAUUUCAUUCCAACUUCACAGGUCUGAGUUGCAGGUGGGAAGUUCUUUUUUAGGGCCAAGAGGACACUGUGUUCUUAACAGAGUCUGAGUGAUGCUCUCCUGAGGAAUUGUAAUACUGCAGACUCCUGCCAAAAUAUUUUGCUACAUUUUGAGGAUUAUUUUCAUGUUGCAUAAUGUCAUUUUUAGGUUCAUCAUUGUGCUGCAAUAUUUCAUUUUUAGGUUGGCUCAAUUGACAAUGAUUUCUGUGGCACUGAUAUGACCAUUGGAGCUGAUUCAGCACUUCAUAGGAUUUUUGAAGCAGUAGAUGCCAUUACAACAACAGCUUCAAGGUAUAAAUUUAAGUUUUUGGUCUUUUUUGUUGCGCUUUUUUUUGCUUUUAGUUCUGUUGUCUAUUAUGUUCUUUGAAUCAAGCAGAAGGUAACUUCAAGCUUUUCACCUAUGAAAAAAUGUUUGUUUGACUGGAGUUUUGUACUUCUGUCUACAGCCAUCAGAGGACUUUUGUCCUUGAAGUUAUGGGGAGACAUUGUGGGUAAGACUUUUUUUGUUUCUCCUGGGUGGCAAAUGAUUUAUCAAAAAAGCAAGGGUGUUUCAAAACUUUUCCCUUUCUUUUUGCUUUUGAUAUUGUUUUGUUUUCUCUCUUCCUUGGAGUCCUGGAGAAAGUUAGUCUUACAGGCUAGCACAGUUUUAUAUGGAGACUUUGACACUCCCCAAAUGUACAAUAGUUGAAGCUUUGCUCUGCUAUAUACAUGUGUAACUCAAAUUUUGUAUUGAUUUUUUAUAAAAUUUUUUGCAGAUACCUAGCUCUUGUUACAGGCUUGGGAGUUGGUGCAGACUAUGUAAGUUUAUCCCUUCAAUCAAACUCACCACAAAUUGCACAACCAUGUUAAUGUUUUUCCUGUGAGAUACAUCUGAAUUAAAUGGAACAUUUCAGAGGCUUGACUUACGGCUCAUAUAUGCAUGCAAAAAGUCAACUAUUUUGCAAUGCUUUUAGUUAUGAAAGAAUUUAACAUUCACUAAACUGUUAUGAAUAACCAAGAAAGAAUUUCUCCUUACAAUAUCAAUGUAAUAUCAAACAGACAAGUGAUGAGAAUAAAGAAAAAUGUUUAUUAGUGGAUUAUUAGUUGAUCUAAUACCAAAUUCUCUGAAAUAUCUUCAUAAGAAUUGUAUGGUAGACAGUAAUGAGAAUUACCUAUGAGAUCUUGGGAGUAAAGGGAUGAAACCACUGCUGUUUUGUCUCUCAAAUUUCAUGCUAGUUUUGAUGGCUUGUAACUGAUAACAGGACUUUAAUUCAUCCAAUUCUGUCCAUUAAUAUAGUUAUGGUUAUCAAGUGGUACUCCCACUUCAUUGUUGUCCAAUUUUGUCAACCACUGGUCUAAUUGUACACCAAAUUGGACAUCAACUUAUCAUCUUGUUUUUAGAUUUUCAUCCCUGAAUGGCCUGUCCAAGAAGGUUGGGAGGAAAAAAUGUGCAAUCACUUGAGAAAAGUAGGAGUUCUUUUCUUAUCAUUGUGGUAUUUCAACAUAUAUUACACUCAUUUUGAAACUAUUGGUGAUGCUUACAAUUCUGAUUGACUCUAAGGCAAUGCAAUUGAAUUUGUGAAUUUUUUGUUGUUGUUGUUGUUUUUUUGGGGUCCAGCGGACCUAAGACCUGAAAUUUUCUGUUAGAGAUUAACAGUACUGCCGUCUUUUGUGUUGUUUCUAUUAGGUCAGGGAUAGUGGAAGACGUUUAUGUAUGAUCAUUGUGGCAGAGGGUGCUCAGGAUGUUGCAGGAAACCCUGUCACUGCUAAUGACAUUAAGGAGGUACACAGUGCAAUUUAUAGUAUUACAUAACAGUCAUUCAGAAUUGUGUUUAGUCAGGGAGAAAGUUCUUGCACAAAAACCUAUAUUUUGUGUGGUUUUUUUUUUACAGCUUGUCAAGACAAAACUCCAGCACGAUGCACGAGUCACGAUUCUUGGACAUGUCCAGAGAGGAGGAAUCCCAUCUGCUUUUGACAGAAUUCUGGUAAUUGUUUUGGUAUCGGUAAUUACACGAGUUUGAGUGCAAUUUAGUAUUAAUAAGCAUGAACAUAUUUUUCAAAGACAACAAAAUUGCACAAGCCCAUAAUUACUAGUUAAUAAUUUACAUGAAGAAAGCAUCACAGGAAGUCACGGCAGAUGAAAUUUUGACAGCAUGCGCAAGUUAUUUGUAAUUUGCACUCAUGUUAGAACUUUGCACUUGUGUUACAAGUUUUCAGCCAAUCAGAAGUGCAAAACGAAUGUAAUGAAGUGGUGGUUAAACUUUAUGUCGUGCAAUUUUGGUCUGAAAUCAUACUUCUAUUGAUUUCAAAUUUAACUAGCGUAGCACGCUCAUUUGAUUUUGAAAUCAAAUGUAAGAUUUCAGACCAAAUCGCACUUCAUGCAGUUCAAUUAGCAUUACCAACUAGGUGAAUAGGUCAUAUAAUAAACCAUGUAGGGUUGCUGUCUGCAAUGUGCACAACUAUCUUUAGCUUUUGUAUUUGCAAAAAAGUGGUACAUUUAUAUAUCAAUUUUGCAGUCUUGUCGCAUGGGAGCAGAGGCAGCCCUUGCUGUCUUGGAUGCCAAGCCAGAUACUGCCCCAUGUGUAAUCUGCCUGGACGGAAACAAGAUCAAGAAAAGAGGACUCAUGGAAUGUGUCCGUAAGGUAAACUCAUUUAUAACAUAGCGUUUGUAAUUCAUGUUGUCAAAGUAGCAAAGCGAUUCCCUGUUGCCAUACUCAUGUUCAGUAAUAGAUCACUGAUGACGUCAAAAUGCGGUACAAACAAAAAAGAGUGGUUCACAUGGUGCACCCGAAUGUAUCACUGAUGUUCUAACGGCAUUUUAACGUCUUCUGUGAUCUAUUACUGAACAGACCCAUGGCAACAUGGAAAAAGCACUACCCACAUGUCUACAAUGUAAACCUAUUUUUCAUAAUCAGCAUUCAUCAUUCAGUGUAAAUAUUAUCCUGCAGACUCUGGAAGUCAAGGACGCAACGAAAGCAAAGAACUUUGAUAAAGUUGUCGAACUGAGAGGAAGGUACAACGUGUGAUAUUAUGUAACUUUACUAUUUCCCUCAUAAGUCUUCUAUUUUCCUUUACUGUUUCGCACAGCACCGUUUUAGAUUAAGACAAUUGGUUAUCAUUUCCUCCUUAAUUGGCAUUCAAAAGACUGUAAUGAAAGUUAAAGUUUUACCAGAUAGGUAUCCCUUUACCAAUGGAUGUUUUUUUUUUUUUUAAUUUCAGAACCUUCCAGAGCAACAUAGAUAUUUUCAAAGUCUUGAAGGAAGUGGAGCCUCCAGUCUCGAGCCAGUGUGAUAUAUCUGGCACUUGCAAAGUAUGCAUGCUCUCUUCGUAAAUAUUUGGAUACUCAAAGAUGCAGUAAUUCUUAAUUGUGAAUUUGAGACGUUUCAAUUCCCUCUGAGAAGAAAGAAUUUACAGUGUCCACCUAUAUCUUCAAAUAUCCAUCUGCGACACUACAUGUCCUGACUCUCGGCUUUUCCUGGAUGUGUUUACAUCCUUCUUAUCUUUCUGAUUCCUUCCCUCUCCCUCCUCUCAACUUUCUUCAUCUUCCCCCUUUAGUCACUCUUUUCGUCCUUUGUUCCCUUCUCCCUCCCCCGCCACCUCCUUCCAUCAUUUUCCCUUCCCUUUUUUCUUAUUUUCCUUUUCCCUUGCAUCCCUGAUUCUACACCAUUUCCUCUUAUCUCAAAUUCCCCCAACUUAUCUUUCAUUCUACUCACUGUCUAUCCCUCCUUUCUUCUUUCUCUCCUUUUUCCCUUUAUUCCUCGCAUUCUGCUAGCUAAUACCCCCAACACCUGUUCCCGCCUCUAACCCAAUUCUGUCCUGUUCAGUCUGGUCACACCUUGGCAGUUAUCAACAUUGGUGCCCCUGCAGGAGGCAUGAGCACUGCUGUCCGUGCCUUUGUCCGCUUCUCACUCUAUCAGGGACACACAGUGCUGGGAAUCAGAGAUGGAAUCAAUGGGCUCUUUGAUGACAAGGUAAUGAAUACAAGAUAUUCUUUUGACCCGCAGAUGACAGAUGCUAAUCGAGGCGGGUCAAUUUUUUCUUUACUAAAUUGAAUUUAACUUAAUCAAAUUAUAUUGGAAAUAACGCAGAAAUUAGGAAAUAACACAUAAAAAUGCAUUAAAAGAUGCACAAGAAAGGGAUGAAAAGAAAGUGAAAGACGUUUAUUGUAAAGGAGAAAAUAUCUGGACUUUCUAAGUGUAUGGAAAAUAUUUAUGGCCAGAUAGAUAGCUUACGCAGCUGGAAGUCUUUUUUUCUUUUUUCUUGUUUUUUUUUGGUUAACAAGACUCCCCAGCUACGGAGAUGUAUCAGACAAGAGUGGGCAUGUAAGAACACUUAGAGUGUAUACCUUUUUGACGUAGCUGAAUGUCCCCUGGUGAAUGGUUGUUAAUUCAAGCUGACCCCAUUUGAUUGUCAGAGCGAUUGGAACGCUCUGGCGAGGGGCUAACGCUCGAAAUGUCAGCCUUUAAACUCUUUACGGUGGCCAAUUUACGUUUUCAACUCUGUUGAUAAUACUAAAUUACCCUGUUAUACUCUCCCACCGACGCAGCACCACAGUUUCUCUAGAAAUUUACCCCCUUUAUCCUUUGGCAAUAAACUUAAACAGGUGGAACAACUAGGAUGGCUCCAUGUCGACUCUUGGGCAGGGGCAGGAGGAUCCAAAUUGGGAACAACAAGGUAUGUAUACAUCUUAUUACUGUUGUUAUUUUUCCGACCUUGCCCACGCCAACGCCUACGGCCUGGAUACAGGCAUUUGUGUAUAAUGCACUUCGAUAAAACCGCGAGCGGGGCCUUACCGGUCAAUGAAAGUCAUGAUGAUUAAAUCUAAUUCUGCGGGAAAUACGACGACCAAAUGUUAAAAUUGCUGUCUUGUCGCUUUUGCUGUAUGGUAUACGGUGCUAGAGAGCUUUUCUGACUUAAAGAAAACUUGAUGCGUGAAAGCUUAGCCUACAUACAGACUGACCUAGUAAGGACACUGCCAGCGAUCAUUUUACGUAAAGUGUUUCCUCACACGUUAACUUUUUACCUACAGAACCUUACCUUCUAAAGAUAUGCAAAAGGUUGCAGAAAAGUUAUCUAAACACGGGAUUCAAGGACUGUUGGUUAUUGGAGGCUUUGAGGUAAGGCGAGGUUAUUGUCUUGCCACCUAUCAGUUUCACCACGUUACACAAUAUCAGCAAAUUUUCGUUGUUUUAUGUUCGCAAGGAAAAAACCGUUCCCGUAGUUUUACACGGGCUGUGUUUUUAUGCAGUUUUUACUGUUUGCGUGUUCUUUUUUUAAUAUUUUUGUUAUUAUUUCUUGUUUGUUGGUACGUUUGUUUGUUUGUUUAUUUGUUUGCUAGUUUUUAACAAAUUGGAGAAAUUGAAAAAUCGUCUCACUCCGGGACUAAGCUCGUGUUUUGGUUCCACUAUUAGCUGAGCUACGGGGCCACAUUUUGGAAUCAAACCAACUUUUCAUUGAUUAGGUAGUGUUUCAGUCGGUAUAAAACACUAAUUCUUCGAUGAAUUGCUGCUUUGGCAUGUUUUUGUCUGUUUCCUUGGAAAUAGUAUCAAAAACGCCCAAGUUUUGCUAAGUAAGUCGUAAUCAUGCGUGAUUUCUUUCUUCCUAAGGCUUACAACGCUGUUCUGGAGCUUGCAGAAGCCCGUGACAAGUUCCCAGCUUUCCGCAUUCCAAUGGUUAUCAUUCCCGCCACAAUUAGUAACAAUGUGCCCGGUACAGAUCUAAGUUUAGGAGUAGACACAGCUCUCAAUGUGAUAACAGAGGUGAGGCUCUCGAACUAACUGUCCGAAGUUAGAACUCUUGGUUUCUUGUUAUUGGUUUGGCAUUUUCUUAGCUUUGUUUAGAAAUACCAGUUUUCCCCGGCGGCGGUUAAAAUGCAUCUCUGUGUACAGGAGUCUUUGCUGAAUAAGAUAAAGAAAUGAAAGACUUCGUACUUCUUUCAGCGUGAUCGAUUAACUUUUUAGAGAUUCUGCCGUGCUGUGUCUGUAGGAAAGUGCAAAACUAAGUUCAGUAAUGAUAAUCUAGAACGUUAAAGUAAGGAAACCAUUCGAUAUCGGAUUUUAAUAUAAUUUCCUAAGUUUGAAUAAGGGUGGUAAAUUUCUAAAGAAAGUGUGGUUUUGCAUCGAUAGAGGGUUCUAAAUGAUAAUUUGCUUUUAUCAGCUGUGUCGAUAACGUCAUUUGCUCUUACACUCUUACACUAACACUCGUAACGUCAGCUUUACAAACUCUUCACGAUGGCCAAUUUACAUUAGCAACACAAUUGAUAAAACCAAAUUUCUGUUAUAUACUUGAGCUUUCUUCAUUUAAUGUCAUGUAAUUUCAAUUUUUUUGUAUUCAUUUCAUAUGAUUUCAUUUCCUUUCAUUUUUUCUUUCACCGACAGAAUUGUGACCGCAUCAAGCAGUCUGCCAGCAGUGCAACGAGACGCGUGUUUGUUGUUGAGUGCAUGGGCGGCUACUGUGGUUACCUAGCAACCAUGAGCGCCCUCGCGGGAGGAGCUGACGCAGCGUACGUCUUUGAAGAGAAACUUACUCUUGAAGAUUUGAAGGUGUGUACCAGUGUGUCAAAUUUCUGAGGAUGCCUUAAUAUACAUAAACUUCACGGAUUACUUACGUUUUAUUUUUUUUCUUUUCUUUUUGAAAGAUCUUUAUAACCGCUCCCGACCGAGAACCCCUAUCAUUUUAGUUUCGCAAAUUCACGAUGUUGUAAAGACUUUUAUUUCAUGAAUCAAACUACCUUUAAACUGAAAGAAACGACAAGGUAUGAGAUGGGUAAGACUGAAGAAGAGAAUAUUGGGAAUUAUAAACCAAGAAGAAACACGAAUGAAUUAAUAUAUAGAUUUAAUGGAGCUCGCAUUUUUUUUCCUGCACGUGUGUGCCAGGACUAGAACCCAGGUCGUCCGAUUCGGAGCCCAGUGCACUGACCACUGGACUACUGAAUAAAGCCAUAGCUUUGGCGUGCCCGCGGUAGAGUUAACCACGCAUGUUAAAAGUAGCACCCUGUACGGUCGUACGGUCGUACAUCCAAAUUUUUUCGGCUUGAUGGGUAACUACUAUUUUGUAUAAUUAUGGGGUUACGCUCUGCGAGCUCCGCUAUGAUUGAACAAAUUAAAAUCUGGGCUUAAGUUUUCUGGAUGUAUAUGAUCCUGUGAGAAAUUCCAUUAAUCCUCUGACCCCAAAGAGUGACUAGAAUCUAAUUUCUCUUUACCAUUUCACCCCUUAAAUCACACAAUAAGUUCACAAGAAAAAGAGAAAUGAUCACUGUCUAAAGAAGCUCAUGAUUAUUAAACAAAUUCUCCUCGUCAGCACCUUAGAAAAUGUAUAGAGAACAUUAUGGAGAAUCUGAAUGCUGGUGUUAGGGUACAAAGGGUUAAAAACUGUGUUGCAUUAUAGAUUUAAGAAACUCUUUUAAGUGUGGCCACACCUUUGUUAUGUUUUGCCUUUUCAUCAGAAAAACAUCGAACAUUUGAUAGACAAGAUGAAAGGUUCUGUGCGACGAGGACUCAUUUUGCGGUAAGAACGCCUAUUGCUGAAGGUCAAUUAAAAAGUCUGUACUGAAGCUAAAAGGUCCAUGCAGCCAAGUUUAUCCCAGUUUCCAUGGCAUUAAAUAACUACGAGUAUCAGUACCCGCCCCUGAAAGGGAUGCCAUCGCAAGGUUACCUCCCAACAUUUCAUCAGGCUUGUCUGAUAAUUCGCCGGUACCCAUUUAUUCUCCUGGACAGAGAGAGGCUCUGUGAGAGGAAAGUGUUUUGCCCAGGAACACAACACAUUGACCCCGCCAGGUCUCGAAUCCAAACCUCCCAACCCGGAGUACAGCGCACUGUUGAUGUAGACUACUCGAAACCAGACUGUUCGUUGUAAAUUUCGACAGGAAUGCUCAAAUCUGUUUCUACCUUUACGCAGGAACGAGAAAUGCAGCGAAAAUUACACGACGGACUUCAUCUCGGCUCUAUAUCGAGAAGAAGGAGAGGGCCUUUUCACCGUCAGAACCAAUGUACUUGGUCACGUGCAGCAGGUGAAUCUGAUGCUUGUUCACGAGAUUUGCCCGUGCUUAGUCACGUGAAGCUACAAAUUAGGCGUUGUACGAUUGCGUUCCAUUUCUGGACAAUUUUGUUUACAGACAGCUCACCCAAAUGUUCCACCGGAAAGUUUUCGUUUCGUUGUAAGUCUUAGAGAAAAUGCCCAUAUAACGAGAUUGGUUUUCGUAAAAUCCCAAAGAACAAAUGAAGAGGACAUUUGUCAGCCACAAAAAGCGACAAAAUUGUUCUCACAUUACCGCUCAGAUCACAAUAUAUUGGAACAGCGAGCCAAUUUUAUCCUAAAUACGCAAUUUCUUACGGAUUUAAGAUUUAGUGGGUCGUGUUUCACAACAGCUUUUUGUUUUUGUAUUUUCCAUGUUUGUCAGGGUGGAUCUCCGUCGCCUUUUGAUCGAAUCCAGGCCACCAGACAGGCGACUUUGGCCGUUAACUGGCUGACUGAAAGGAUUGGGGAGAAUCUAACAGAUCAAGGUAACGGUUUUUAAAGAGGGGAAGGAAAGAGUUCAAAAAGAAUAGAAUAUAUUAGUCGAGUUUGAAAAAAGCGGUACAUUUUGUUUGGAUGGCUUAAUAGUUUUUUCCGCGAUUGUAGGCUGUCGUGCAAAUAUGUCAAAGACUUAGACGGCGAGAGCCCACGUAGUUACUAAAUUAACCGACUUUCCACUAUACCAACUGUCUAAAGGUUACUUUAGUUUGAACUUUAAAAUAGCAGUUGAUGUUAUGGUGUAAUCGUUUGUGUGGCAAUAGUCCUCAAGAGGACUUUGUCGGUUAACAACGAUCGGCGGAAACCGCUGGUAUUUUACGAAUCAUUGAUUGACGACGUUGACGAGGAAACUGAACAGAACCUGACUUAACAACGGACCGAAACUGACUAUUUGUGACUGAGGAACUCUAUUUAAGUGUUACAUCCGAUAAGAUCACGGGCAACCAAUUCAUCGCACAGACUUAAAGCAUUCCACUGAAAUAAUAAAAGAACAAGGCUUUUCACUUUCCUCUGAUGAUGACUUCCGUUAAAGCUGUCGAAGGGUCAGCUACUAACAUUGACAACAGGCCUUUUUAAGACUAUUCUCACUCUGACUAUCAUACUGCACAGUUUGCGUCCCCACACCACCCCCCACAUCUUCGUCGUCAAUCUUUAUCUUUCUCGACUAAAUAUACCAAGUUAUGUUUUCCGAGGGAAAAUGACACAUUGAACAAUAUCUAAAGAAGAAGACGAACCCAGAAAGAGUAAAUGCACAGUGGCGAAUGACUUCUGGUAAUUCUUUUGUAGGAUCUGUUGAAACUUCAUCUCCAAGCACUGCUUGUCUAUUGGGUAUCAAGAAGUCUGAUAACCCUUUCACGCCAGUUCAAGAUCUGAAAAGUGUCACAGACUUUAAGUGAGUGUAUUAGAAUUCAUCUCAUUCCAGUCACUUUAGAUUAAAGGGGCUAUGUCAUGCUGUGAGUUUGCGCACAGGGAUGUUUGAUCCUUGUGGUGAAAAUUUACUAUGGAAAUACUAUUUGCUGUAGCACAGUAAACCGUACCACAUGGAAGUACAAGUCAGAAGCGUUCUGCUGAAAAUGGGUACAAAUUAGUUUUGGAGAAACAUCUCGGGUAUCGAAGUCUAUGAAUCUCAAACUUAACUAUGUAUUGUGUCCAUUUUUCUUCAGACACCGCGUCCCCAAAGAGCAAUGGUGGUUAGAUAUGCGUUCCUUACAGAAAAUAUUGGCCAAAUAUCAGCAGCAUUUUGACUACCAUCGGGAAGACGAUUUAUCCCCUCUUCCAUGAAGCGCACGUGAUGUGCACGUGUUGUCUUUAGUUCUGGUCACGUGGAUUUGUGUCUCAGAUGUAGUGAAAACGAGAUUGAUUGGAGACGGAGAUUAGAAAAUUCCGAGUAGGGUUUAUUUCGAGUCAAGAUGCUAAAAUGAACUGUAUUAGUACAGCGGUCUUUGAUUAAGCCAAGAGGAACAAUGUGUGUUGUCUGAGUUGUCACGUUUGUCCAAAAUAUCGCAAAUGAUGAUUUCAUGAAUGGUUGUGCGAUGAUUUGUGAAGUGAUUUUGGUAUAAAAUGUGAAGGAAUAUUUAAGAGACUGACGAAAAGAAGAUUAUUUAGAAGUUAAAUCUCAAAAAUCGAUGAAAAUAUUGAAAGGUGUGAAACCACACUACAGGAAUUAUCGACAAUUUUUGGUUGUGUUAAAUAGAGGAUAUUACAUAGCCGCGCGGGGAUACGAAUUUUAUCUUCGAGUGCUGAAAGUAUCUCCCACGAGUUAGCGAAGCGAACGUGUGACAAAUACUUUCAGCACGACAAGAUGAAAUUCGUAUCCCCAAGCGGCCACGUCGUGUUCUAUUUAUCUUUUAGAUACUGAUGAAAUUCCCACAUAAUUUCAAAAGAACCACCCGCGCGCCUGAGCGGGAAGCUCUCUUGUAAUUGGCUAAUCAUAUUAGUAACCACGGCGACACCAAUAUCCUCACACGUGAAAGAUGAGAGUGGUUUCUUCACUGCGCGCGAUGAAGAUAUGAUUUUUUAGUACAAGGAAAAAUCCUGGUAUUUCAUCAGUAUCUAUAUAAUAAUAAUAGUUGUGUAUCUGGUAAAAGAUCAACUAAUUUAUGCCAUACCGGUAACUUGUCCAAAAAGUUGUAUUAGUC
This is a messenger RNA of Pocillopora meandrina, 15457 nucleotides long. Lineage: Eukaryota; Metazoa; Cnidaria; Anthozoa; Scleractinia; Pocilloporidae. The record is from the annotation of a GenBank genome assembly.